This is a messenger RNA of Pyricularia grisea, 4065 nucleotides long. RefSeq lists its product as uncharacterized. The transcript is spliced from 2 exons. Lineage: Eukaryota; Fungi; Ascomycota; Sordariomycetes; Magnaporthales; Pyriculariaceae. Gene Ontology annotation, molecular function: protein binding. Bases 1 to 2595 code for a protein of 864 amino acids. The record is from RefSeq and is a predicted model, not a curated record.
AUGUCCAAACGGUCAGCGUCGAAAUCACCAGCAUCCCCACCCAAGAAAGUACGUCGAUCCAUGCAGCCCGAGGAUUUAGAAACAAUGGUUCCUGAGUCUCAUAGGAAGUGGCCCGUCGACCAAGUGCCAGUCGAGAUCUUCCAACUCAUAUGCGACUUCCUCCCCCGCGCCUCGGUGCAAUGCAUGCGCCUGGUAUGCCGCGAGUUCGACCGCAUGGUCUCGGCCCACUACUUUCGGAACGUCGUGGCACCCUUCCGGGCGGCCCUCUACGGAUCCCCCGAUAAUCACAGCGGUGCCCUGGCUGUGGGUAGUGCUGGCGGGGAGGAGCUUCGUACCGUCUUUCACGUAUUUGGCGAACACAUAAGGGCCUUUGCCCUGGCGCUCGAGCUCAACGAGGUCGAUUUAGCUUUUCCACCAGAGAAGCUCACGCAGCAGGUCAUCAAGACGCCCUGGGGUCUAUACCGGUGGCCGCUCAGGGAUUACCAACGAUACAGUGACCUGGAGGCUAUAGAGGACCAGGCCGAUGAGACGGCGCUGCUCACCAGUUCAUUCAGAAAGCUCGGCCAGCUCAGUGAGCUCGGUCUGUCUUGCGAUGCUGGGCUUGGUUUUCUCCAGGGUCCUGACCUCAACAAAUAUGCGCCGCGGACUCUGCCCCGCGUCUUCAAAAGCGCCCGGUACAAGCCCGAAGCUCUGACCAGCCAUUCAAUGGAUGGCACCGUGGAGAACGGUAGAGCACGUCGAUAUGACCAACUUCAACGGAUGAUGGUUAAUGCUGGGUACUCUGCCGAAGAGAUUCCAGGGGCCAUUGACUAUCUGAAAACCUGCGAAGGUCGAGCGUCACCCCGAAAGUAUGCAGAGGACGAGGGUAUGAUACCGAUAGUCGACUCUUCUGAGGCUGGAUUCGAAAACGCCAAUGUUGCCCCUUCUGAUGUGCCACCCAGGCCUGAGGCUCUGUUGUUGGAUGAUGGCACAGAUGACGAGCCGCUACCUGACGUCGACAUCGACGAAGCCCCUGUACAGAACCCUGUCCCACCAUGGUUCGACAUAAAUCGCUGGGCGACCAAGGCAACCAAGCAAAUAAAGAGCAAUCCUUUAGAGCCGCAAGACCUGACGGCCGCGCAGAGAGAAAUGCUGUUGGAGAUGUCUUGGGCCCACGAUGCUCUGGUACAGUCGUUUGUCAUAUCGGUCACUGACAACUACGACGCGUUCAGGAACGUCAUGAGCUUCAACAUUGCCCGCAUUCCUGCCCACCUUGUUGGCACGCUCGCUCGUCCCACCUUUUGGGAUAGCCUGCCCAAUGUUUGGGAGUUCUCCCUUGGUGUAAUCCCCGACUGGCGCGAGGUUCACAAGCGCAACGGUGUUAUUGAAGACCUGCCUCUUUCACCUCUGGACGCCACCGGCCCGACGUACCAUCUAUUGCAGGCAAUCGCAUCGCGGAAGAAUAUCAAGAAGCUUCACUUUGAGUGGAUCUGCGGCGGCGAGCUAGGCAUCGGGGCUGGCCAGCGAAAUCGUUAUGUCCUGCCAGCGCCCUUUGUUCCUGACCCGAGGCAGAUGGUCAAGUGGGACGUGUUGUUGAACGACGCCACAUCGCAUAGGGUCCUCCAGUUACCUCAUAUCACCGACAUGUCUCUGAAGAACUGCUGGUUCAGCCCUCAUGUAUUCCUUCAUACUGUUCAAUCCAUGUCGGUGUCCUCGUUGACCACCCUGAAGCUGGACACGGUCUCAAUCACUGGCCCCGUUCAGCGCACAGUCAGCGUCAGCUAUCUACCUCACAAUGGCGGUGCUGACAGAAUUCCGAAUGCAUGGCCAUGGCCCUUGUGUAUGGGCGCUGCUCCUGGACGGCCUUACACCUUUCAGGAAAACGUCGCUCAGGUACCAAACCCAAACGCCGUGCAGCAGCCGGCUCAAUGGGCAAACGUGGCACCGCCCCCCAAUGCUGCUCAGGCCACAGCAGACGCACCCCCACCAGGUAGCCAAGCUUGGCAAGGCCCUUUGCGGGAUCAUUGGAUCCCUGUCCCGGAAUUCCUGUCAUGGGCACAUAUUCUCAACGAGAUCACGCCGGGCCAAACUUUGCGUGAAAAGUAUCACGACCUUGCUAGUGACCCAUUUGAUCAGAGCGAAAAGUCCUUCCAAGAACUUCAGGAUCGUCUGAAGAGGCUUGGAAAGAAUCUGGAACGCACAAGCAAACGCGGUCUCCAUACAAUCGACUUCAAGUCUUGUGGCUACAUCCUUGUUGACGCAGAUCACAUAAACAACCACGCUCUAAUACCCUCAGGGCCGCGGAACGUCGCUAUGUUACCUUCGAUGGUUGAGAAGUUGCGCUGCCUCGACGGAUACAUGCUCAAGUCCACUGCUACGUUGCUCGGCAAGAUUAUGGACGACUUCAGCGAGGGUGAGCAAAACAUAUUGAGACACGCCUUCGACAUGACAUUUGGCUGGAACGGUGUGUAUGAGCCCGAGGUGGAGCACGCAGCGCACGAGGACGGGUUUCUGGAGCAAGGCCAUGGCCGCUUCUCGGGCGGCUGGGAAAAAGGUGAAGCGCGUUCUCUCGCGCUUCGAAUGCCGCCGAUGAGCAUCUCUACUCACGAGCGCUAGUGGCUGCUCGCACGCAGCUGCCCAUGUGUCUCUUUCGGAAAGGGCAAGAAGAAUUAUUCGCGCCUUUACGCCCAUCGAGUUGCAGAGCGUCUGCAGGAUUCUCACUUGCCGACCAAUCGCGCGUUAAAGAGGCUUGAGAUACACUUGGAAGAGUUGAAAUCUCCAUCGACCUCAAGGCUCACAACGGUGACACCACUCCCAGAUGUGCAGCCCAACUUGAGCCAGCACCGGAGUCAACAUGGCCACCCUUGGUCCCGCCCACACGAUUUUGAUAUCAUACUGGAGCCUGCAACUGUUUACGAUAGUGUUGCCAGGGACUCAACUGGGUUUUACGAGUUCAUCAAGCAGUAUAUCAAUCUUUACGACGAUGUUGACUUCUUGGGGUUGGAUGAGGAACCCGAGGAAACAACGAUGAAGUAUAAUGAUAAAUUUGGUUCCAUGUUUCCGUGGUACUGGGGCAACAGGCUUGCUAUACUUGUCAAGGAGCGAAGGCUCGUUGUGAACUUGGCCGACUUCGUGCUGGGUAAGUCGGAGCCCGUCUGCUGGAGCAUGCAGCCUGUCACGGCAGCGGUCCGAUGGGCGCAGAUGGAUGAGGCCAUGUUUAUCGUCAUUGAUAAUUGCCCUGGGCCAGCUAAGACACAUUCUAUGGCAGGGGCUGCCGAUGCUGCCUAUGUUGCGACCAUGCGCUGCCGGGACUAUGGUAUGGAUGGUAACCUAACCCUGAAUGAGGCUGGAGACAGCAAGACACCAGCCUCUGACAAGACUACAACACCAUCAACUUGGGAGUGCUCAAUUUGAGGUUAACGAACACGGCAGUGGAUCACUAAAUAGGAAACAGUUCGACGUGGAUGUUCUAGGACUGGCGCUUUGCGGCACGCAUCUCAGCGCCCAGCAUUGAUUGACGAGAUGCGCCGGUGAACAGUUUACUGCCACUUCUUGAAUAUUUCAUUCAUCUCUGGGUAGCAAUUGUCGAUAAUGACGGAUGAUAUGCCGCUCAAAAACUGAAGGAGACCCUUGGAACCCUCGUCACUGCACAAUUUGCAGGAUUUGAUUUCUGCCGCCUAAACUUCUUUUGCUGCGUCAAGUCCUACUUUUUAAGUGUCUGGUUCUUGUCAUGGUGGCCAAUUGUUCAUUAUCCACUCCUGCGCAACCUACCGCGUCACUAGGAGCUGAGAGUACAAGGCACUAUUUGGCUGUUCUCACAGCGUCCGCGUUCAGACGGUACGCGGUCAUAUCUUGUGGUUGGGUCCUUCUUUUUAAACAAACAACCUAUGCGCUCCUGCUAAUGAUGGCUUGGAACAUUUGGCUUGGCUAAUAUCAUCAACAAGCAGAGCUCCCAUUACUUCGGGCCGAAUAUAGGACCGUUGCAUGUUUUUGUUCCUGUGUAUACUCUUGUAUCGGGAUGCCCUCUCAGGUCAGAGAGGCCCCGAGUGUUUGCAUAACAUUUGUAAUAGGAAUAAACACCCCUAA